This is a messenger RNA of Erythranthe guttata (spotted monkey flower), 1574 nucleotides long. RefSeq names its product Class I glutamine amidotransferase-like superfamily protein (gene DJ1D). The record is from RefSeq and is a predicted model, not a curated record. Lineage: Eukaryota; Viridiplantae; Streptophyta; Magnoliopsida; Lamiales; Phrymaceae.
CUCUAAGCUCAGUAGAGGAUCACUCUCAAAUUUGCUGCCACAAGUGCCCCACGCACACACACACACACGCACACACAGUCAACCACGAGAAACAAAACAAACUGCAAAAACGAUCUUCAUCAAUCUUCACUUGUAAAAGAAGAUUAGAUGGCAGACCAGAAAAGGGUCCUUCUACUAUGCGGAGAUUACGUCGAGGAUUACGAGGUGAUGGUUCCUUUUCAAGCAUUGUCGGCGUAUGGACUGUCCGUUGACGCCGUUUGCCCCGGGAAGAAAGCUGGUGACUUUUGCCGAACUGCGAUUCAUGAUUCUCUUGGCCACCAGACAUAUUCCGAGUCGAGGGGGCAUAACUUUGUCCUAAACGCAACUUUCGAUGAAAUAGAUGCCACCAAAUACGACGGACUUAUCAUACCAGGGGGGCGUGCCCCUGAGUAUCUUGCUAUGAUUGAAUCUGUUACGGAUUUAGUUAAGAAAUUCGAACACUCGCAAAAGCCGAUUGCAUCCAUUUGCCACGGACAAUUGAUCUUGGCAGCUGCUGGUUCGGUCAAAGGCAAAAAGUGCACUGCUUAUCCAGCUGUCAAACCUGUGCUCGUUGCUGCUGGGGCCCACUGGGUGGAACCAGAGACAACGGCCUAUUGCACGAGUGAUGGGAAUCUCAUAACUGGAGCUACAUACGAUGGGCAUCCCGAGUUUAUUCGGCUUUUUAUUAAGGCAUUGGGAGCAAAGAUAUCUGGUUCUGGCAAACGAAUUCUAUUUCUUUGUGGAGAUUACAUGGAAGAUUACGAAGUGAUGGUUCCGUUUCAGUCUCUUGAAGCUCUAGAGUGUCGUGUAGAUGCAGUUUGCCCGGGGAAGCGAGCGGGUGAUAAAUGCCCAACGGCAGUACACGACUUUGAAGGUGACCAAACAUAUAGCGAAAAGCCAGGUCACAACUUCACUUUAACUGCCGAUUUUGAAGGCAUAGAUGCCUCAAGCUAUGAUGGGCUGGUAAUACCAGGUGGCCGUGCUCCAGAGUACUUGGCGCUAAAUGAUAAUGUUAUCAAAUUAGUAAAGGAAUUUAUGGAAUCGGGAAAACCGGUGGCAUCUAUAUGCCACGGUCAACAGAUUUUAUCCGCUGCUGGUCUAUUGAAGGGGAAGAAGUGCACUGCAUACCCGGCAGUGAAACUUAAUGUGGUUCUAGGUGGGGCCACAUGGUUAGAGCCUGAUCCGAUCCAUCGUUGCUUUACCGACGGAAAUCUGGUUACCGGAGCAGCAUGGCCGGGUCAUCCUGAAUUCAUAGCUCAAUUUAUGGCUCUUCUCGGACUCACUGUAUCUUUCUAAUUAUGUUUCUUUUGUGUCUGUAUGUUAUAUGGUAAGAAUAAAGAUACAUGGUAUUUUGUACCCAUAUCAUGUGAUUCUGUUUCUGGUCCCUGUAGUUUGUGAGUUACACUUGUUGACUCAGGUUUUCGAGUUUUUUGGUGUACCAGAGUGUAAAAUUGUCUGAAUGUAAUGGAAUUUUUAACGGUUGAGAUUCACUUAGAGAUUUUUUUUAUGGCUAAGAGACGAUGUAAAGAAUAAAAGCAAUGAGUGAAAUUCGAUCC